AUGGCAAGGAAACAACACCUCAUAGCUGAGCAACGCAACUUAUUUGUUGUAGUACUCAUUACUUUAUCAGUAAAAGAGAUGAUGCCUUAUGGAGCAGAUGUCCUAAUAGACAAAUUAGAGUGUAUUGGACACAUACAAAAGCGGAUGGGGCGUAAUGAAGCACCGAAUGUGUCGUCAGUUCGCAGACUCAUGAAACAUUUUCUUGAGAUGGGUUUACCAUUCGACCUUAAAAGUUCUGGACGUGGUCGUUCCAGCCACACUGAGCAGAACAUUGUGUUGAUAACUGGUGUUAUUGUUAGUGUUUCUUUUGGCAAUAUGGCCACCGGGGAGGUGUUUGAAAGAUUUGUAAAUGACAUUUUCAAUGAAUCAGAAUCUGAGGAAGAAUUUGGUGGGAGCGAUUCUGAAGAAGAUAAUGUGGAAAUAAAUAACGAAGAUAGUGAAAGUGAACAAAGUGCUGAUGAACUAGAAGUAAAUGGAGAUGAUGGAAUGGAUGAAGAUUUACGCUUUUAUAUUGGCAAGAAUCAACUAACAUUGUGGAUGAACAAACCGCCACGUCAAAAUGUUCGAGUUUUGGAUCGGAACGUUAUACCUGCAAUGCACGCACCAGGAGUGAAACCAGCAGGUAAAAAUGCUCUUACACCUAUACAGGCCUUUGAGCUUUAUUUCACUGAUGAAAUUCUAGGCAAAAUUGUUGAUUAUACAAAUGAAAAAAUUGAUCAACUGAGAGGUGGUUAUAAUAGGGAACGUGUUGCAAAAAGUACUAACUUAGCUGAAAUAAAAGCUGUAAUUGGUCUUUUAUAUUUAGCUGGUAUGAAGAAAAGCUCACACGUCAACUUGAAAGAUUUAUGGGCAAGAAAUGGGUUGGGCUUUGAAUUAUUUUGCUGUGUAAUGAGUCUCCCGAGGUUUGAAUUUUUGUUGACUGCUAUACGUUUUGAUAGCAUCGCAACCAGAGAUCAAAGAAUAAAAGUUGAUAACCUUGCACCUAUCAGAGAAAUCUUUACUGACUUAGUUGAAAAUUUCCAAAAGUACUAUUCACUUGGUCAUUUGGUGACUCUGGACGAGAAACUUGAGGCAUUUAGAGGCAGAUGCCAAUUUCGGCAAUACAUCCCCAACAAGCCGGCCAAGUAUGGCAUCAAACUAUUUGCGAUGGUUGAUGCAAGAAUGUCAUAUACAUUCAACUUGGAAAUGUAUGCCGCUAAACAGCAUGAGGGCCCAUUUAAGGUUUUAAAUGCAGCAAAAGAUGUUACUAUGAGAAUGAUAAAGCCAAUAGAAAAUUCAGGAAGAAACCUAACUACAGAUAAUUGGUACACUAGUGUUCCGUUAGCUAAUGAACUAUUGGCUAAAAAAAUAACAUUAGUUGGAACCCUCAGGAAAAACAAGGGUGAAAUACCUCCAGAGUUUGUAGCAAAAAAGCCAAUACACUCAUGUUUGUUUGGCUUUGAUGAUAACAAAAUCACUAUGGCAUUAUGUUUCGCAGCUUCUCGUUGGGGUGAUACGUGUUCGAAUUUGCGGAGUGAGAACACGAAGCGCACAGCCGAGUUUUGA
Molecule: messenger RNA, 1545 nt
Organism: Homalodisca vitripennis (glassy-winged sharpshooter)
Lineage: Eukaryota; Metazoa; Arthropoda; Insecta; Hemiptera; Cicadellidae
Product: piggyBac transposable element-derived protein 4-like
Exons: 4
Coding region: 1-1545 (514 amino acids)
Source: RefSeq, a predicted model, not a curated record